This is a messenger RNA of Aspergillus wentii DTO 134E9, 1926 nucleotides long. Its product is annotated as aspartic endopeptidase. The coding region runs from base 1 to 1926 and encodes 641 amino acids. Lineage: Eukaryota; Fungi; Ascomycota; Eurotiomycetes; Eurotiales; Aspergillaceae. Gene Ontology annotation, biological process: membrane protein proteolysis. The record is from RefSeq and is a predicted model, not a curated record. Gene Ontology annotation, cellular component: lumenal side of endoplasmic reticulum membrane; membrane; cytoplasmic side of endoplasmic reticulum membrane. Gene Ontology annotation, molecular function: aspartic endopeptidase activity, intramembrane cleaving. The transcript has a single exon.
AUGGACGAGGUCAGCCCCCUCGCCGAGCUCCUGGGGCAGGCUAUUUACCAAUUUACGCUCAUAAAACCUCUUCUUCCUACCUACGGACACCUGCUGGUCUCUGCGAUUUUCCCGAUUUACAUCGGUGCCCAUGCAUCCCUUUCGAGACCGUCGUCAGCCGCUAAACCUCCCAAGAAAGAUGGAGACGAGCCAGAUAAUGAAGAUGAGGACGAAGACGAGGAAGAACAGGGAACAACGCAGAAGAUGGAAGGACUCUCACCAUCUGAUGCUCUGAUGUUUCCUCUAACGGCUGGACUGACGUUGGGCGGUCUGUAUCUGGUGAUCAAAUGGCUCGGAGACCCAGCUAUUUUGAACAAGAUCUUGAGCUUCUACUUCUCUCAAAUGGGCCUAUUCUUUGCUGUCGCCUUUUUGAAAGAUAUGUUCUUGGUCUUUAGGUCAUUCGUUUUCCCCAACCAGUACCGACAAGGUGGCAAGAUCUGGAAGGCGAAACAAUCGGAACGCAUCUUUACAAACAACUCGUCAGACAACGUUGAGACCCGGCGCUCUCCUCUUCCAGGGAUUUUCGGUGCAAUUCCACUGCCAAACUCUGUUCUCAAAGUACUCUGGACCACUCGCAAUCUUGCAUAUCAACGAGUCAAGCUUCGCAUCCAUGUGCGUGGUCUGAUGGAUGUAAAAUGCCGUUUAGGCCUGCUUGAUGUCUUCAGUGUGAUCGUUGCAUUGUCUGUGGUUGGAUAUUUUGCAUUUGUGACGAAGCCAUGGUGGCUGACCAACUUUAUGGGUUUCUGCUUUUGCUAUGGUGCAUUGCAGUUCAUGUCUCCCUCGACCUUCUGGACAGGAACGCUUAUUCUGAGCUCGUUGUUCUUCUACGAUAUAUAUUUCGUUUUCUUCACCCCACUGAUGGUGACAGUUGCCACCAAAUUGGAUGUACCCAUAAAGCUUCUAUUUCCUCGCCCACCGGCUCCCAGUGAAUCCUCAGACGCUGUUUCUCUGGCGAUGCUGGGACUCGGCGACAUUGUUAUUCCGGGAAUGAUGGCGGGACUGGCACUUCGUUUUGACCUUUUCCUCUUCUAUAAGAAGAAGGGAGCCCGGAAAGCACAAGCCGAAGGUAAAGAACAUGGUCUAGUCAAGCCUCAAUAUCAAUCUGCGACUGGUGGUUGGGGUGAGCGCUUUUGGACCGGAUCCGUCAAGCCAAGUGGCUCUGAAUUGGAACCUCCUUAUCAUAACGCCCGCUCUUUCCCAAAGACAUACUUCAAGGCUAGCAUUGUUGGAUACCUUAUCGGAAUGAUCACGACCCUCGUGGCUAUGCAAUACUCCAACCAUGCCCAGCCAGCACUUCUCUAUCUGGUCCCGGGAGUACUCCUCUCGCUCUGGGGAACCGCUUUGAUUAAAAAAGAGAUCCCUGAGAUGUGGCAAUUCUCUGACGAAGAAGAGGAAGACGAUGAGGAUGAAGAGAAGAAGAGGAAGGAGAGGGAGGAUAAGAAGGAAGAGAAUGAAAAAGAAAAGAAGAAGCAAGAAGGCGGCAAAAAAUCCCUCUUCUCCAGACUUUGGACCGGUGAUCUUAAAGGCUUAGCCGACUCAUCUGAAGCAACCGACGAUAAAAAAGAUGACAAAGAAGACGACAAGACAAAAGACAAUGCUGAAAACGACGAGACCAAGGAACAAGAUUCCAAGGAAGACUCGCGGGCAGACAAAAGCAAAGAAGAUGAUGACAAAGAUAUCGACUUGGUUUCGAUAUCUAUCUCUCUUCCCCGAAAGACCAAGUCCCGAAAGCAGAGAAGCUCAUCGGAUAGCUCCAACAGUGUCCAGUCUAUGAAGAGCGAGGAACAGCCUAUUCCUAAUACCCUUGAGCCGGAUAAUGAGCCGCCCGCUAAAAGAAGAAGACGCAGUCCUAGGGUAGCUAAAGCUGCCGCGGAGUCAGACGCUUAA